Bolinopsis microptera is the source of this 860-nucleotide messenger RNA. RefSeq names its product cornifelin homolog A-like. The record is from RefSeq and is a predicted model, not a curated record. NCBI's taxonomy places the organism in Eukaryota, Metazoa, Ctenophora, Tentaculata, Lobata, Bolinopsidae. The transcript has 3 exons. The coding region runs from base 262 to 597 and encodes 111 amino acids.
UCGGAAAAGUUACCUGAUGUAAUUCAAUAACUCAAUAACAAUAACUAUGUGCAAUAUAAGACUAAUAGAGGUGAGAGGACGUAGGGAAGAGGGGUUUAGAAUGGCAUGUGUUAUGUGUGAGCGAUACCUCAAUGUGCAAAGGAAAUUUUAUUAGCAAAAAUACAAGGAGUGCUGAAAUCAUUUUAAUUAGUUGAUUAAUUUAUUGAUUUAACCAAUUGAGAAACUUAACUGUUUUAUUCCAUUUAGAGACUGUACUGCGCAAUGGGUGAUUGGAGUCACAGUAUCUUUGGUUGUUUCGAUGACAUCGGCACAUGCGCGAUUACCUACUUCGUGCCAUGUUACACCUACGCCAGAAACGCCCAGAAAUCAGAUACUACCAACUGCUGUGUAGCCGCCGUUCUCUUCUUCGUGCCCUUCGUUAACAUCUUCUGUUGGCUGAAAAUCAGAGGAAACAUUCGGGAAAAAUACCACAUAGAGGGCGGAUUUCUGUCAGAUUUAAUGCACAUCUUAUGUUGUGGUCUCUGUGCUUUGGUCCAAGAAGCUCAGCAGCUGGAUUGUGAUCCCAUGGCUGCUGCUCACGGAGUUGUCCGAAACUAAACUUGAUCCUGGCGUGAACUGUAUGUCACCUUAAUCCGCCUGACAGAAUUAGUCGCCAUGUUUCUGUGGCGGAAUUGCUGUGGCGUUGAUUUUUUGUCGCUGAUGAGGACAUCCGACAUUCACGAAUGAAGAGUUUGCGGUAUUGUAGUUGUAUUGAAUGGCAAUAUCUGCAUUAUAUGUGAAAGUUUGAAAUUUGUAAUUGAAAAUAGAAAUAGAAAGCAAUUGAUGUGUUCAAGAACGCCAAUCUUAAAUUACAUCUGCAU